Messenger RNA from Xiphias gladius (swordfish), 2741 nucleotides. Its product is annotated as homeobox protein SIX6. Gene Ontology annotation, molecular function: DNA-binding transcription factor activity, RNA polymerase II-specific; RNA polymerase II cis-regulatory region sequence-specific DNA binding. Bases 1410 to 2147 code for a protein of 245 amino acids. Gene Ontology annotation, cellular component: transcription regulator complex; nucleus. Gene Ontology annotation, biological process: regulation of transcription by RNA polymerase II; eye development. The transcript is spliced from 5 exons. Lineage: Eukaryota; Metazoa; Chordata; Actinopteri; Istiophoriformes; Xiphiidae. The record is from RefSeq and is a predicted model, not a curated record.
GAAAUGUGGCAGCAGGGGAGCACUGCUCUUGUGAAUGUUCAUUCAUGGUUUUCAGAGCAUGGCAAACUCGAGUAUCCUCACAUUGUCCGCUAAGAAAGUGGAGAGAAAAUAGUUUUCCUGGGUGGUCCGACUCAUUAAUACACUCCGCGCUUGUUGAUUUACGGCUCGCAGUUCAACUGCUGCCAAUUAACGUGAAAACACGCAGGAAAAAAAAGAGAGGAAGAGGAGGCCACUGAGUUUCCUCCUGUUGGCUCAAAACUGAGUCAGGAUGAACCUGCCCUCCACAUUAAGGAGUUGCGGGAUGUUACAUUCACUGUGUGGCAGAAAAGAGCAAGGACCAGUGAGGAAAUCAUUUGACUCAUCUUCUCAAGGUCUCUGAAGUCUCCACAGGGCCUUGUCCUUGUAGCACAAGACUGCUGAUGCCACGCAGUGCACUGAGAGGGCUGUGCACAGUUAAAUAUUUGAGUAUGUGUGAGUGGCGAAAGCGAGAUGACUCUCAGCUUGUCAGUUGUGUUUGGAGUCGUGGCGUCAAGCAGGGACCUGCUCAGUGACACCAGGCUAUCACAGCCGGAAAAAGCAGCCUCCCUGCACUGAUGCUGUCGGUACUGAUACAGCCAUAUUGUAAAUAUAAGCUACUGGCGGGACGGGACGGGGGUAGCCCGUAGUCAGCGGGGAAGUGUGAUUUUGCUGGGUAAAGCCCGCUUCAAGAGCUGUAAAGGGAGACGGAGCUGAGCGUGUUUGCCUGCGUUGGCACUUCGCUAUGUAGACUGAAGAGUCUUCUUUCACGCCGCUCGCCGCACAAAGGCAGAGGGUGUUUGGAAAGCACGGUGGGGCAGCGAAACGUUUGAAGACUGCGAAGCAAAAAGGUCAAAAUGUUUAUAUUAUUUUUCAAAAGGGAGGUGCUGAGAUCUCCUUUCCGCCCGAUUGGCCGAACUUGACAGUGAUUGACGUGCAUCCAUGGCAACCGGGCAGCCAAUCUGCCAAGUCCAAUAGGAAAUCAUCGGAGGGGGCUUGACUGUCUUUUUCUCCCCCCUUAAAAAAUACAUCUCGGCCCCGGUUUUAAUUCUUUCGUACUUUCAAUCCCAGCCUACCUUGAAAAAUACAACGCGGCUCCGGCUUUGAUUUUCUUGCACCUUCAGCCCUUUGCCAGCCAAGUUUGCCAAGCCCGAGGAUGCGGUAGCCGGCCCCCACGCAGCAUCGGUCCUCCUCCGCGGCGUUUGGUUUGGUUUGCGUUUUUCACGGCUGGUCAGACGAUCGGUUCGGUAACUUUGGGAUUGCCUUGUUUUUUGGGUGUCUUGGAUUGCUUUGGCGCACGGGAAGAGGAAGCGGAGGACUCGGAGCGGAGGAGAGAGAGAGAGAGAGAGGGAGAGGAGAAAGGAGGGGGAGAGGGAAACACAGGAGAAGCCUCCAUGUUUCAGCUGCCCAUCUUGAAUUUCAGCCCCCAGCAGGUCGCCGGGGUCUGCGAGACUCUGGAGGAGAGCGGGGACGUCGAGCGCCUCGGCCGCUUCCUCUGGUCGCUGCCCGUAGCCCCGGCGGCCUGCGAGGUCCUCAACAAGAACGAGUCGGUGCUGCGGGCCCGGGCAGUGGUCGCCUUUCACACCGGCAAUUUCCGUGAACUCUACCACAUCCUGGAGAACCACAAGUUCACCAAAGAGUCGCACACGAAGCUGCAGGCGCUGUGGCUCGAAGCGCACUACCAGGAGGCUGAGAAGCUGCGGGGACGCCCGCUGGGGCCGGUGGACAAAUACAGGGUGCGGAAGAAGUUCCCCUUACCCAGAACCAUCUGGGAUGGAGAGCAGAAAACCCACUGCUUCAAGGAGAGAACCCGGCACUUGUUAAGAGAAUGGUAUUUGCAGGACCCCUACCCGAAUCCCAGUAAAAAGAGGGAGCUUGCACAGGCUACUGGACUUACACCCACACAAGUAGGAAACUGGUUCAAAAAUCGCAGACAAAGAGACAGAGCGGCGGCUGCGAAGAACAGGCUCCAGCAGCAGGUCCUGUCCGGCGGCUCGGUGCGCUCCUUGGCGGACGAGGACGGCACCGUGGACCGCCUGGGGAACUCGUCCAGUCCGGAGGCGAGUCUGUCCAGCAAAGCAGCCGCCUCGGCCAUCUCCAUCACCUCCAGCGACAGUGAAUGUGACAUCUGACGGGCAGAUCGAGGGUGUUGAUGAAUUAAAGGGGGAUACGAGUGAAAGACAAUCUAAUAAAACGAGUCAUAGUGCCUGCGUUGAGUUAAAAAACACACACACACACACACAUGCACACACACGCACACACAAACUGAGAGACUGAUAUUUGACGGCUGCCAAAACAUGAGGGGAUCUGAUCUGACUGUCCGUCCUUAUCCUUUUAGGCCUAUACUUUUGUUUGCGUUUUACCCACGUGUGGAUAACUGAACUUAAUACGGACGAAACAUAUUUCACGGACUAAUAAACCAACGCCCCGAGAUGAAACGUAAAAAAGAAGAAAGAUUAAAAAAAAAAAAAAAAAAAAAAAAAAGGAAAAGGGGUGAAGGCACCCGAGCGCCUAACCUGCUGUUCUCUGUGGGUAUUUCAUGUUGAAAAAGAACUGUGAUAUUUUUACUUUACUUUCAAAGUUUUAUAAAUAAUGUUUAUUUGCCUAUUUAAAACGAUCUGCUCUGUCUCUUCGAAUUUCAUAUUCAUUUGCUUGGUGUUUUUAAUACUUACCUUGUACACAGGUGAACCUGUUGAGCAUGCGCGCUUUAGUGAAAAUGUGUUUCC